This is a messenger RNA of Lates calcarifer (barramundi perch), 2197 nucleotides long. RefSeq names its product glycerophosphodiester phosphodiesterase domain-containing protein 5-like. Gene Ontology annotation, cellular component: membrane. The record is from RefSeq and is a predicted model, not a curated record. Gene Ontology annotation, biological process: lipid metabolic process. NCBI's taxonomy places the organism in Eukaryota, Metazoa, Chordata, Actinopteri, Centropomidae. Gene Ontology annotation, molecular function: glycerophosphodiester phosphodiesterase activity.
CUCUGGUUGGCUUCACAUAACCUCACCGUGAGAGGACACUCGCUGUGGACGAUACCCGAGGAAGACCAGCGCACUGCGGCUCACUCUUCUGCCGUUCACCGGGAGGUAGAACCGGCCCUGGAGAAAAACAUAAUUCUGGGAGCAUUACAGCUGUAGCUGGGCGGUCCUUUGUUCCUCAGCAAAGAUCAUGACCUGAAAAACACCUGAGUUGCACAAGAGCUGCCAUAUCUGAAGAAGCCUGGGUGUGAAGGACGAUAAGGUCUGGGAGUGUGCGAGCAGGAUGGAGAGAGUGUCCGGGCGUGUAUGAGCCAAUGGCGUCCACGUUGUCCCGGCUGCAGUUCGGCCGGUCGCGUGGUCUUCGAGCGAAGCUGCUGCGGCGCUACGAGCACCAGCCCUUAGUGUCGUGCCUGGCCGGUCUGUACAGCUGCCGGUGGAGACGCUACGAAAGGAGCUGCGCUCAGCCCGGAGACUGCUGCUGCAACAAGUUGGAAGGGGCCAGCUUCGCUCUGCUCGUGGCGGCUUUCUGCCUAACGCUGGUGUUUCUCUACUUCUGGGGACAAGCGAAGAACGACUACAAUGACUUUGACUGGUUUAACUUUGGGAACCUGGGCUUCUGGUUUCCCUGGUCUGUGGUGCUGCUGGUCAUCGCUGCAGGCUUCUUCACCUACAUCACUGUGCUCAUGCUGCUGGCUGUGUGUUUGCUGUCGGAGGGCCAGAAGCUUUAUUUACACUGGACUCACAAGAUCGGGAUCGUGGUGAGCCUCAUCUUCUCCAUCGCAGCCACCGCCGCCCUGUCCAAACUGUGGAGUCAAGUGUGGGAAACGUUACUACUUUCCUUCCAGAUAACAGCACCUUAUUUACAUGUGGGUGGAGUCAUGCUGGUGACGGCGCUGGCCUGGCCGAUUGCUUUGCAUUUCUUUCGUAUGAACAGCAGAGUAAGACGCGGCCUGAUCAUGGCGGUGUACCUGUCCAUCCUGUUGGCCCUCUACCUGGUGCCCCUCGGUUUGUAUUCUCCUUGUAUCAAAGAGCAGCAGGAGCUGGGCCCUGCACCGACCCUCAUUGGCCACCGAGGAGCGCCCAUGCUCGCUCCAGAAAACACACUGAUGUCGUUUGAGAAGGCGGUGGAGGCUGGAAGUAAAGGUCUGGAGACGGACGUCACUAUCAGUUUCGAUGGAGUUCCCUUCCUGAUGCACGACCGCACCCUCCAGCGGACCACCAACAUCCAGGAGGUUUUCCCAAACCGGACCAACACCCCGGCGGCCAUGUUCACCUGGGCAGAGUUGGAGACCCUGAAUGCCGGGGCCUGGUUCCUCUCUCACAAUCCGUUCGGUACAGCCGGCUCUCUGGGAGCAGAGAACCGGCGGCGGGCGGGGAACCAGUCCGUCUGCAGCCUGCAGGCCUUCCUCCAGCUGGCAGCUCACACCGACAAACUGGUGAUCUUCGACCUCUACCGCCCACCCAGAGGUCACCCGUACAGAGACACCUGGAUCCAACGCACGCUGGAGGUCGUCCAGAACGAGUCCUCCAUUCGGUCCUCACAGGUGCUGUGGCUGCCGUCAGAUCUGAGGGCUCUGGUGCAGGAAAUUGAUCCUGAGCUCCAGCAGACGGCGGGCAGUCCGCUCCCUCUAGAGGAGCUGCAGAGUAACCACAUCGUCAAGCUGAACCUGCACUACAGCUCCAUGUCUGCUGAGCUCACCAGCGAGUACAGCGCCGUGAACAUCACCACCAACCUGUAUGUGAUCAGCCAGCCGUGGCUCUACUCUCUGGCCUGGUGUAGUGGCGUCCACUCGGUCACCACCAACGCCCCCCAGCUCCUCAGCUCCAUGACUGCCCCUCUCUUCCUCAUGAGUCCAGAUGAGUACAACCUGAUGUGGAUUCUCACUGAUUUGUUGUCCCUCGUGUUGAUCCUCAUCAUCUUCAUUUUCCACUGGUGGCGAGAGCGAGGACUGGCUUUCAGCUCGGACAAUAAAGUCACUCUGGACAACGGCACUUACAGCAAGUUCAAGACAGAGAUGAGCGACAUAUGGUCAGUCUCCAGCACUAACUCGCAAGCAGAGAAGACUCCAAGCCUAGCAACCAUCACAGAGCACUAACAUCCGCCUCUGGCAACGCUGAGCCUUAUACUGCCAACCUGUAAGAUCUCAGUAAAGUCUUCACUUUGUUUUCAAUGAAAUAAAGUGAUGGAAACCUUUGGUCA